GUUAACACUUCAGCAGAAUUUGUUGAACGACGAAAGUGAAUUUUUAUAACAGCGACCUGCGAUCCAAUGACAAGGAAGAUUUAAAUUUUCUGAUAUUGAAAAACAAUUUUCUUAUCUUAAAAAAUAAAUCUUCUUUCAAAGUGAAUUGCAAAAAGUGUGUCGAAGAAAUAUUGUGUAAAAGAAGAAUAAACUAAUGUAAAAUAACUGGAAAUUUUAAACGCAGUUACAGAAACAAUUGUAUGAACUGUUUUUCGUCUCAGGUACGGGAAUCAUAAAAAAAUUCUUAUUCGAUUGUGUACAUCCUGUGUAUCCUGUUAAAAAAAAACUGAAGUAUUUUGCAGAAAAAAGUGAUUAGUUCGCCCUUUUGUGUGUUGUCAUUGCCAACGAUUAAGCGUUCGCAGGCGAACAACAAUAAAACAAACUGUAAAGUACAAUAACUGUUAGAGAGUAAAGACUUCCUUGGCGAUUUGUGGACGAAGCAACAAGGCUGGAUUCCUAAAUUGCCAUUGUGAGGCCCUAAACGUACGACAUUGCGGCUUUUAAAAACUCCACCUUAAAGCACAUUUUGAGUACAAUUAGCUAACGGGUUUCUAAGCACCUGCUAUAACAGUACAAUUUGUGUGUGACAUACAUACAUACCCAAAAAUAUCUACACACAUACAACUCAGGCAAAGUUUGGGAAGCGUUAAACCUCUUCUAUUAGCAGAAAUGGAGGCCGAAACCACUCAGCAAAAUGGUAAUACGAGCUCACGCGAAAGCUCCAUCGAGCGUGAGCUUAACGAAGAUGUGCAGCAGGCUGUGCUAAACGGCUCUUCUGGGUCGCCGAAAGUUACGAAUGGGCACAUGAAGAAGCCGUUGCCUGUAGGUGAUGGCCAUGAUCGCAUCAAGCGCAGGGCCAGACGUCUUAUACACCGACAAAAUAGUCGUGGCGAAACAAAUGGCGCUACCGGUUCAGCUAUAGCUGUUAUGAAUGGAACUGCUGGCGGCUAUGUGGUGCCACAUCGUCGUUGGAAGAAUAGUCGACGUUCGCGCAACGGCCAUGGUCGUGGUUUGCCGAAGAAGGGUGGCGCCGGUGGUAAAGGCGUUUGGGGUCUGUUCGGUUCCGAAUUGUGUGAUGUGAUUGUUGAGGAUGAGAAUGAUCCCAACUACGAUAGCGAAUAUAAUGACAGGAACAUCGAGCUGCGCGAGGUUAUUCCUGAGAUGACUCCGGAAGAAUUCUUCAAAAAAGCUGAACCUAUUAUAUUGGAGUAUUAUGAGCACGGCGGUACCGAUGAGGUGGCGGUAAGUUUUGAUGAAAUACUUACUGGGCCGUUGCGACCAUAUGUGACAAGCGUUGUGGUAGAGAUAUCAAUGGAUCAUAAGGAUUCACAGCGUGAAAUGACUUCGGUAUUAAUUUCCGAUUUGUAUGGACGCGUGAUAACCGGCAAAGAUAUCGAAAAAGGGUUCGAAAUUUUGCUGAAUAAUUUGCCUGACUUGACACUGGAUACGCCAGACGCGCCUACCAUACUAGGCAAUUUUCUCGCACGUGCUGUCGCCGAUGACUGCCUCCCACCCAAAUUCGUCACAAAGCCGACUGAUCUCGAUGCGCAGAGUCAACAAGCUGCCGCAGCUAUACGUCGGGCUGACACCCUACUGCACAUGAAGCAGGGAUGGGCUCAUUUGGACAAUGUUUGGGGCAUGGGCGGGCCGUUGCGACCAGUCAAGACCAUUACCAAGGAGAUGACUUUGCUAUUGAAGGAGUAUUUGUCAUCGCGUGACAUACAAGAGGCACAUCGCUGUCUACGCGCACUCGAAGUACCACAUUUCCAUCAUGAAUUGGUGUAUGAAGCCAUUGUCAUGACACUUGAAUCCCUCAGCCAUACAACUGAGGAAGCCAUGUGUGAGCUACUCAAGUCAUUGGAUCAGGCAUGCUUGGUGUUACCAGCCGGCAUGGAACAGGGCUUCCUGCGCGUAUUUGACGACAUGGCUGACAUUGUCUUGGAUGUGCCUCUUGCAUAUAUAAUAUUGGAUCGCCUUGUAGAGCGGUGCAAUCGUGCUGGUUUUAUAACUGAUAAGAUUUUAUGUAAUAUGCCCUCUAGAGGACGUAAACGAUUUGUCUCCGAAGGAGACGGUGGCCAUAUUAAGCCACAAACUAUUCCGCUACGCGACUAGUGGAGUACGUGGCUAUUAACUAUAACUAAAGCAACAUACACAACAACAACAAAAACCAGAAUCCGAACUUUUUAACCACAAAAUAAAUGCAUUCUUUCUACAAAUCAACCGACAAAUAUUAAAAAACAAAAUUAAAAAAAAAAAAUUUAAAACAAAAAGAAGUAUUAAAAAACGUAAAAAAAAAUAAUAAAAUAAAUAAAAAAUUAAAAAAAAAAGAAAAAAACUCUUACAACUAUAACCGACAACAAAAGUAAUAAUAAAUCAAAUAGUAUUAUCAUCCACUGCUCUAAUAAAACCGAGUAAGAACUGUGAGGAUAAAACGAUACCGACCAGCAACAAACAAAUCAGUGAAUGCUACAAAUUUGAACUACUUCAUAUGACACACAUUUUUUCCACACCCACACGCACACACACACGGACAGCAGGCGUAUAAUAAAUCGCAAGAAAAUCAAUCAACGAAGGAGUAAAAAACACUGGAAAGCAAAUUUUGUAAAAAAGUAAUAUAAUUGACAACAACAAAACAGGAACAAGUAAAGAAUGCGCAGCAUUCCCACACGCGCCACCACACAAACCUAAAAAUAAAAAUGUAUUGACACCUUCAGUAGUUUUGCUCCAGUUUUUGAGGAAGAUGUAUGAAAAUUAUAUAUAACUAUUUUUAGUGGCCUCGCUAGUAAAUUUGUAUGUAAUUGGAGCAAGAGAAACAAAACAAAAACCAAUAUGUAACGCAAAUAUGUAACUGUACUACUCGAAAAGAGCACACACACUGCAUAGCCUACCAGCAACAACAGCAAAACUAUUAGUAAAACUUAGCAAUCAGUAAAGCUUAGAAUCAACCCAACACUCACUUUUCCGCUAUCAUUUAAAGCCUGCUUAUUGUAAUUCCCUUUUUUAUUAAUUGACACUAAAUGUAAUAUUUUUUAAGUCUUCAUUGGUAUGAUUUAGAUUUUCGCAAAUUUAUUAUACGCGCUUAAUGGAGUUGUUUUUUUUUUUUACUUAAAAAACUUUUGUAAAAAAAAAACAAUAACCAAAAAAUUGCCAUUCCUAACAAUAGAAAUUAAUUGAACCACAUAAAAACAAUAGAAGAUGCAAAAUAAAAAAAAAAUACACAACACAAGAAACUAAAUGAGUAUUGCAGUAGUUUUUUUUCCUCAGAUUUUCCGCGUUGUUUGUGAGUCGACGACGAAAUUGCAAGAAAUUGCAAAUUUGUGUAGUAAAAAUGAAAAAUUGCAAUCUUCUUGAAAAAUGUAAACGUUUUUGCAAACGUACGUUAAAUUGGCAAACAAAAAAUAACAUUCAAAAAACGAAAAAACAAAACACAAAAGAAAAACCAUCAGAAUAUUGUAAAAACAAAAUUGGUGACACAAAGAAACGAAAAAAUGCUUGUAAUUAAUUUGGCGCUAAUAAGUGGUCACAUACACAUUUUCGCACUUUUAAAUGCAUAGCAAGAAACAAAAAAAAAAAAACAACAAACGAAAAAUUUACUCAAACCAAGUAGUAGCGUUGCAAAAUCACCAAAAGCAGCAAAGCGGCUAUGGUUUUUAUGUAAGCAAAGUUGUAUUUUGUGUAAAGAAUGAAUUAUAUAUGUAAGAGAAGAAGGGUAUAAUAUAUACAUACAUAUUUUCUCAAAAGCGAAAAAUGCAUGCGCACAAAAGUAGAGAACCGAAGAACCAGCCAGUUUUGUUGGUUGGUUUUUUAGCAGCGGAGCAGCAGCAGCUUAAAUACUUUUAACUGCUGCGCGCAUAUUUACAAAUUUACAUACAUUUGGUGUUAGUACCUAGAGUGGGUUGAAAAUAAAGAAGAGAAAGAAGAAGAAAGUCAAGAAUUUGCGUUAUUUCGAUUAUCAACAAUUUCAAUACCAUGUAAAAUUAACUACUUUUUAGAAAUACUACAUUUACGAGUAUAUUGUAAGAAGAAUGCUUUCUCAAAAAUUGUAUUCGCGUUUUUGUUUUUUUUUUGUGUACUAAAACUAAGGAAAAUUGUAAACUUUUGAAGCAAUUACGUUUAAGUGUUAAUAAUGUGACAAAUUGCAUGCAUUCAAAAAACAAGAGAAAAUUUAUCGCAUGCGAAUAUUUAGUGAGCAUUUAACAAAGAGUCGCAUAAUUUCUCUCUCAUGAAAAUCACUCGUUACAUACUUUAAGGCAAAAGUUCAGUGUGAAGUAAAAAUGUAACUCACCUGUUAUGAUGCUAUGUGGUGGAGCACAUUUUAAUGAAGCAAGUCACUAGAGCGAAAAAUUGCAAAAAGAAAAAAUUGUACUCAGUGAGUGGCAAUCAGAUGAAUUGUGGCAAAGAUAGAAAAGAGCGCAGGUGCGCAAGAGCGAAAUUUGAAUGUUGCAUGAAAUAGAUGGGUUCAAAUAUGUGCUUGCAUGCAUUUAUAUGUUUGUAAUUACGCCAUGAAAAGGCGAUUUCCUUUGUUCAAUUUUUUGCUAUCAAAUUUAUUAAGGGCACAGAUACCUGUAACAUUUCGAAAAAAAAAAAAAAUGUUUU
This is a messenger RNA of Anastrepha obliqua, 4635 nucleotides long. RefSeq names its product programmed cell death protein 4 (gene Pdcd4). Gene Ontology annotation, biological process: negative regulation of DNA-templated transcription. The transcript is spliced from 6 exons. Gene Ontology annotation, cellular component: nucleus; cytosol. The record is from RefSeq and is a predicted model, not a curated record. The coding region runs from base 709 to 2151 and encodes 480 amino acids. NCBI's taxonomy places the organism in Eukaryota, Metazoa, Arthropoda, Insecta, Diptera, Tephritidae.